Molecule: messenger RNA, 837 nt
Organism: Bipolaris maydis ATCC 48331
Lineage: Eukaryota; Fungi; Ascomycota; Dothideomycetes; Pleosporales; Pleosporaceae
Biological process (GO): mycotoxin biosynthetic process
Source: RefSeq, a predicted model, not a curated record
CUACCUCUUACAAUUGUUAUCACCAUGUUUACUCGAUACAAGCUCCUAUCAUCAGGCGAAAGUGCUUCGGAACAUAGCCCGGAUCCUGACUCGACGCACAGGCGACUCUACCGAAUGAGAGUAGCACUAACAGUGCUUACAAUCGCCAAUGUCUGCGUACUAGGCUUGUAUAUGGCUAUCUGGCGCACCACACCCGCCAGCCUUGCUACGCCCAACGCCCCCGAUGCACAACCCAGUGGGCUUGCUAGAGUAGAGUCGCUCCCCAUCGAGUUCAUUCCUUUCUAUUGGAAUACGCCAUGGGGUUCGCCUAACGCGUCGGAAGCUGAUCGGCUGUGGGAAAACAUCAACACUGCGCACGGUCAUAUCGCAAUAGACCAUGAGUUCGCAGCAAAGAACCACUGGCCUUCCUCCAUGGACAUACCCGGAAAGCCUGGUAAAGGAUUGUAUCUCCUACAGGCCUACCAUCAACUACACUGCCUCCAAACUUCUCUAAGCAUCUUACUACAGCGUAUUGUUCGCGCCGCAUAUUUAACCCUAAAGCGCCAAGAGCUCCCCAUCUUCCCUUCGGAUCACGUCCUCCAUUGCUUUGACGCCAUCCGCCAGCACAUCAUGUGCCACGCGGACAACACUCCGCUCUAUGGUCUUGGCCACGGGAUAGCCGGCGACGGACAGCUACACCAAUGCCGCGAUUGGAACGCGCUUAGGGAUUACGCAACAAAGAAUACGGCGUGCUUUCGCGAUGGCAAGCCUGGUAUGAGCUUUGAAGACCGGUUUGGCGUGUGUGAUGACGGAACAGAUGGCUUAGAAGAGCGUGGACCAGUACUGCCAGUUUCAUAA